Molecule: messenger RNA, 2469 nt
Organism: Lampris incognitus (smalleye Pacific opah)
Lineage: Eukaryota; Metazoa; Chordata; Actinopteri; Lampriformes; Lampridae
Gene: chek2
Product: checkpoint kinase 2
Exons: 14
Coding region: 169-1884 (571 amino acids)
Biological process (GO): mitotic DNA damage checkpoint signaling; protein phosphorylation
Cellular component (GO): nucleus; cytoplasm
Molecular function (GO): protein binding; ATP binding; protein serine/threonine kinase activity
Source: RefSeq, a predicted model, not a curated record
CCGACACGCGCUAAGUCGCCAACUUUUCAUUGGCCAGGACGCGGCUGUGACGCAACAGGAACAUUUUGUGUUUCUCGCGGGCUAGUUGAGGGAACACGCGGGGGUCGGACCGAGGCGGCGAGCUGGUUUCGACAGGUCUCCGAGUCCCGUCUUCGCGGAAGAUAGAAAAUGUCUGAAGAGAGUCCAGAUGACGGGCACCAGCAGCAGUCCCCAUGUCAGUCUACCUCCCAGUCCCAGUCCGCCUCCCAGACCCUGACCCAGUCCCCCCAGUCCCAGACCCAGGCUGGGUCCGGGUCAUCCAGUGGACCGACCUCGGCCAGCCAGACAUCCAGUGGUUCUGGGACUCUGAGCAGUGCCGACACCAUCCCUGUCAGCCUGGCCUCAGUCCCCGAGGAGCCGGAGCCAGAGCCUCAGCCCUGGGGCCGCAUGCUGCCCAUGGUGAAAGGCUUCAAAGCACUGAAUUGUGUACAGGAGGAGUAUCUGUUUGGACGGGAGUCUAAGUGUCAUUAUGUGAUUAAUGAUCCUGUCCUGAUAGCAUCACAGAGAUUCCGCACCUACAGCAAAAAACACUUCCGGAUCUUCAGGGAGGGCACCAUUGUUUUCAUAGAAGACCUCAGUAAUAACGGGACGUUUGUGGAUGGCGUGUUGAUUGGUCAAGGCAAGAAGCAGCCGCUGCCAAACAAUGCUGUCAUAGCAUUAGCUGAAGAACGGGACAGAGUCUUUAUGUUCAUAGACCUGAUGACUGAUGAGCAGACCAGCCUCCCCAAAGACUUUCAGGAUAAAUAUCUGGUGACCAAGAAGAUCGGCGAGGGUGUGUGUGGGGAGGUGAAGCUGGCUUUUGAGAGGUCAUCCUGUAAGAAGUUUGCUGUGAAAAUCAUCCAUAAGAAAAACUUUCCGUCUGUAGGGACAGCCAAGAGGAACACGGAGAGAGAGAUAGAAAUUCUGCAGCGGAUCGACCACCCAUGUCUAAUAAAGACGCAAGACUUUUACCAAACAGAUGAUUCCUAUUUCAUUGUCCUGGAGCUUAUGGAGGGGGGGGAGUUGUUUAACAGGAUGAAGUGUAAACAGCUCCACGAGAAUCUGGUCAAGCUCUAUUUCUACCAGAUGCUGAGAGCGGUGGAGUACCUCCAUAGGAAUGGGAUAAUCCACAGGGAUUUGAAGCCAGAGAACAUCCUGUUGUCCUCUCAGGAUGACAUCUGUCUCAUCAAGGUGACAGACUUCAACCAGUCUAAGAUCCUGGAGGAGGCCAGUCUGAUGCGGACUCUGUGUGGGACUCCUUACUAUUUGGCCCCUGAGGUUUUUACCAAUGCUGCUACGACAGGAUAUGGAGCCACAGUGGAUGUCUGGAGCCUUGGAGUCUUACUGUUUGUCUGUUUAGGUGGUUAUCCUCCAUUCUACGAGGGUUCUGGUCGUCUGUCGAUCAGCGAGCAGAUUACCCGGGGAGAGUUCAUCAUGGUCCCCUCCAAAUGGAAAAAUAUCUCGCACCAGGCUAAAGACAUGGUGAAGAAACUGCUGGUGGUGGAUCCUGCCCAGAGACUGACCAUAGAGACGGCCUUACAGCAUCCCUGGUUAGAGGACCCUGUAAUGUUAGACCAGGCUCAUAGACUCAUGGACCCAUCUCCACCUGCUAGUGAUGCAAUGGUAACUGCACGCACACACGCACACACACACACACACACACGCCAAAACCCACACCACACUCACACACACACAUGCACACACAUUCCACACACACACACACACAGAGUUGAAGAGUGGUCCUCCUCGCCCCAGCAGGAGGGGGUGUGUUCCUUCCCCAGGAGGAAGAGGAGCAGAGAGGGGGAGGAAGAGGAGGAGGAGAAUCCAGCCAAGAGGAGCCAAACUCUGCCCACUGCUCAGGAGUAGAACAGGGGAGCCAAUCACACGCCACUUUAGGUCUGUUGUGUGUCUGUAGCAUUACCAUGACAACAACAGUCCCAGCCAUCCUCUGCUGUCAUGACCAUAAACAGUCAGCUGGUUGGCUGUCAUGACGACCAUAAACAGUCAGCUGGUUGACUGUCAUGACGACCAUAAACAGUCAGCUGGUUGGCUGUCAUGAUGACCAUAAACAGUCAGCUGGUUGGCUGUCAUGACGACCAUAAACAGUCAGCUGGUUGGCUGUCAUGACGACCAUAAAACAGUCAGCUGGUUGGCUAUCAUGGCUUCUCUCCUCCCUCAUGAUUCUGCUGUUCCAACACUCCUGUGCCUGUACAUACACCUACUGCUGUUCCUGAAUACAUGUUCUGUUCCUGAAUACAUGUUCUGUUCCUGAACAAAUACUCUGUUCCUGAAUACAUGUUCUGUUCCUGAAUACAUGUUCUGUUCCUGAACAAAUACUCUGUUCCUGAAUACAUGUUCUGUUCCUGAAUACAUAUUCUGUCCCUGAAUACAUGUUCUGUUCCUGAACAAAUACUCUGUUCCUGAACAAAUGUUCUGUUUGAAUAAAUGUUG